AAAGCUGUCAUCUCUCUCUCUCUCUCUCUCUCUCUCUCCUAUACUCCUCUGUUUCCUUUUCUCUCCUUACUUCAUCUCUGUCUUUUUCCGCUCUGUUUCUUUAUAAGCACUUCUCUUUCUUUUCCCAAAUCUUGGAGGAGAAGAAGCAAAGAAUUUUGGGGAAAGAGUAAAAAAACAGAAAAGGUUAAAAUCUAGUUUUUUUGGAUAGUUUGAUCUAUUGACCCAAUCGGCAAAAUCAAAACUCAUUUUUCUGUAACAAUGGCUGUUUAUCCUCUCCUUAACGGCGGCAACAAGCAUUGGUGGUUAACACACAAGAAGCUUAUUGAUAAAUACAUAAAAGACGCAAGGUCUCUAUUGGCGAGGGAGGAACAGACAGCCGCUGCUUCAGCCAUUCAUAUACUCGACGCCGCUUUAUCCAUCUCGCCGCGUUUGGAAGUUGCGUUAGAACUUAAAGCCAGAGCUUUGCUCUUUCUUCAUCGGUUCAAGGACGUAGCUGAUAUGCUUCAAGAUUAUAUUCCAAGCCUUAAGCUCGCCGUGAACGACGAAGACGGAUCCGUUUUAUCCGACGGCUCUUGCUCUUCCUCCUCCUCCUCCUCCUCUCAACUCUCCCGGAAGCUCCUCUCUCCGGGCCGUGACUUCUCCUCCUGCACCUCCUUCAAGUGCUUCUCUCUUUCUGAACUCAAGAAGAAAGUAAUGGCAGGGAUUUGUAAAAACAGCGAUAAAGAUAAACAAUGGAGAUAUGUUGUUUUGGGACAGGCUUGUUGCCACCUAGGACUAAUGGAGGACGCACUGCUUCUUCUUCAAACCGGGAAACGCCUCGCGACCGCCGAGUUCCGUCGUCAGAGUAUAUGCUGGUCCGACGAUAGCUUCUCUUUCCUUCUCUCCGAAUCAUCACCAUCCUCUUCUCCUCCACUCAACGUCACCGAAUGCGAAACCGUCUCUCGCCUUCUCGCCCACACAAAACUCAUCCUCCGUCGUCGCGCCGCCGCAUUCGCGGCUUUUGACGCCGGACAUUUUUGCGAAUCGAUCCGCCACUUCUCCAAAAUCCUCGACGGCCGUCGUCGCCCGGCGCCGCCAGGAUUCCUCGCCGAUUGCUAUAUGCAUCGCGCCGCCGCUUACAGAUCCGCCGGGAAAUUUGCGGAGGCGAUCGCCGAUUGCAACAAAACCUUAGCCCUCGAGCCGUCGUGCAUCCACGCGUUAGAGACCAGAGCAGCGCUUUUGGAAACGGUUCGGUGUUUACCGGAUUCGCUUCACGAUUUAGAGCACUUGAAGAUUCUCUACAACACGAUCUUACGGGAUCGGAAACUUCCCGGACCGCCGUGGAAACGGCACAAUGUGAAAUACAGAGAAAUUCCGGGAAAAUUGUGCGUAUUAACGUCGAAGUCGAAGUUUUUGAAACGAAGAAUCGCCGACGGGGAAAUCGGGAAUGCUGAUUACUACGGAUUGAUCGGAGUUAGACGCGGAUGCACGAGAUCGGAGCUCGAUCGAGCGAAUCUCUUGUUGUGUCUCAGGCAUAAACCUGAUAAGGCUUUGUCGUUCAUCGAAAGGUGCGAUUUUUCGAACCAACAAGAGAUUGAUUCCGUAAAAGAUCGAGCGAAGAUGUCUUCGCUGUUGCUUUACCGCUUGAUUCAGAAAGGUUAUUCCGUUUUGACGGCAACGAUAGCGGAGGAGGAACAGAGGAAGAAGAUGAUGGUGUUGACUCAAAAGUCAACGAAGACGGUUGAAGAAUACCAACCGGUUGAAAAACCUGGUUCAACCGCGUAUCAAGGAGUUUUCUGCCGAGAUCUUGCCGCGGUCGGGAAUUUACUAUCUAGGACCGGUUUUAACCAACCCAUCUCAAUGAAAUACGAAGCCCUCAGUUGUUAAAAGCUUAACCGGGAAAUUUCCGAACCAACAAGAGGAAACGACGCCGGUUCUGGAGGAGUAAGAAAAUCAGUGAAGUAAAUGUAUGUAAAAUGCAUGCAAGAGAAUUAAUUCCACUAGGAUUUUGUUGUCACUUUAAAUAUUCCAGUUUCUCCUACUUUCUCUGUACUUCUGCAAAGAUAAUAAUAAUGCUUUGGAUGUUUAGUGUUGGAUUAAAAAUUAAGAUACUAAUCGAAUAUUUCUAAUAUUUUUGAGAGGUGUUCC
Messenger RNA from Thlaspi arvense, 2127 nucleotides. Lineage: Eukaryota; Viridiplantae; Streptophyta; Magnoliopsida; Brassicales; Brassicaceae. The record is from the annotation of a GenBank genome assembly.